Rhincodon typus (whale shark) is the source of this 3990-nucleotide messenger RNA. It is a transcript of the gene trip12, whose product is annotated as thyroid hormone receptor interactor 12. Gene Ontology annotation, molecular function: zinc ion binding; ubiquitin protein ligase activity. Bases 127 to 3990 code for a protein of 1287 amino acids. Gene Ontology annotation, cellular component: nuclear speck. Gene Ontology annotation, biological process: DNA damage response; protein polyubiquitination; regulation of double-strand break repair. The transcript has 25 exons. NCBI's taxonomy places the organism in Eukaryota, Metazoa, Chordata, Chondrichthyes, Orectolobiformes, Rhincodontidae. The record is from RefSeq and is a predicted model, not a curated record.
AACAUCUGAGUUUGCUGCAAAAUCUAAAUUCAAGUUGAGUCUAAGAAGGGUAGUUUUCUGCAAUCAACUUUCAAACGUGAAUGAUAGUGUCUAGAAAGGGUAUGUCCCUUAAGGAGAGAGGCGCCAAUGUCCAACCGGCCUAAUUACAAUACAGGGGGGUCGCUGCGACGUUCACAGAGGAACACUGCCGGGGCCCAGCCGCAAGACGAAGCAACAGGAGGAAGGUCACAGUCAGAAGAGACGAAACAGAAGCCGAUUCCAAGUAGGCCAACUUCUAAAGCACCAAAAUUGCAGCCAGACACUACCUCUGGACAGUCCAGAGGGCGUGUGUCACGAAGGAACUCCAGGAGUUGUAGCUCUUCAUCUGUUGCUUCUGUGACACAGCAAGACGAUAGAAUUAGGUCAGAACGACCCAAAACUGGACAAACUAAAAGGGACGGUUCCAGAAGCAGUUUGAGAGGUGUGAAACGUGGUCCAAGCCCUGAUUACAGCAGUUCAAACUCCACCUGCUCUGCAAAAAGGCCCAAAGCACUUCAACCUUCAGAAAAUCCUACUGAAACACAAAAACACAAGUUGCAAACAAGGUCCCCUAAGAAAAGGAAGUCUGUGCAAGAUCAGAUAAGAACUGCCCCAGCAGCCUCUACAAGUAAGGCCCAGAGUAGAAAACAGACUGGGCCUGUCAGUGCCUCCCCCUUUCAAAAAAGGAAAAAGAUUGAAAGUACAACUUGUGUAAACAGUGAUUCUGUGGCUGACUCGAUCAGUGCUGAAGAGAGGUCUGCAAAACCAACCAAGCUGGCUUCAAAAUCGGCGACCUCAGCCAAAGCUGGGUGUAGCACUGUCACUGAUUCUUCUUCUUCUUCUGCAUCUACAUCAUCCUCCUCUUCUGCUACUGUUUCCGGUGCUGUGCCUCAGGGAGCCAGGCUAAAGCAAGGAAAAGAUCAGAAUAAAGCUCGUCGCUCCCGCUCAGCCUCUAGUCCCAGUCCUCGCAGAAGCAGCCGAGAAAAGGAGCAGAGCAAAACUGGUGGUUCCUCUAAAUUUGAGUGGGCUGCUCGUUUUAGCCCUAAAGUUAGUCUGCCGAAAGCAAAACUGUCACUCCCAGGGUCUUCCAAAUCGGAGACUUCAAAACCAGGGCCUUCAGGCCUACAAGCCAAGUUAGCUAGCUUGAGAAGGUCUACUAAGAAACGCAGUGAAUCACCACCAGCAGAGCUCCCCAGUUUGAGGAGGAGCACACGGCAAAAGACCACGGGCUCCUGUGCUAGUACCAGUCGGCGAGGCUCUGGCCUGGGCAAAAGAGGAGCAUCUGAGGCUCGCCGACAGGAGAAGAUGGCAGAUCCUGACAACAACCAGGAUGGAGCAAAUUCUUCACGCACAGAAGAUGUACCUCAAGGAGCAUCAGCUUCUAGUUCUGUUGCUGGAGCUGUUGGAAUGCCAACUUCUGGAGAGAGCGAGUCAGAUGAUUCUGAAAUGGGCCGCCUACAAGCUCUAUUAGAGGCACGUGGCCUUCCGCCCCAUCUUUUUGGCCCUCUUGGACCACGAAUGUCCCAGCUUUUUCAUCGAACAAUUGGAAGUGGAGCAAGUUCAAAGGCACAGCAACUCCUACAAGGUCUACAAGCUACUGGAGAUGAAAGUCAGCAACUUCAAGCAGUUAUCGAGAUGUGCCAGUUAUUGGUGAUGGGGAAUGAAGAAACCCUGGGAGGAUUUCCAGUGAAGAGUGUUGUUCCAGCUUUGAUAACUUUGUUACAGAUGGAGCACAACUUUGAUAUUAUGAACCAUGCUUGCAGAGCUUUGACUUACAUGAUGGAAGCUCUACCUAGGUCAUCAGCUGUGGUGGUUGAUGCUAUUCCAGUCUUCCUGGAAAAGCUGCAAGUCAUUCAGUGCAUCGACGUUGCUGAGCAAGCUUUGACUGCUCUGGAAAUGUUAUCACGGAGGCAUAGUAAAGCCAUUUUACAAGCUGGAGGAUUGGCUGACUGCUUGCUCUACCUGGAGUUCUUCAGCAUCAAUGCUCAGCGAAAUGCCCUGGCAAUAGCAGCAAAUUGCUGCCAAAGUAUUACUCCUGAUGAAUUUCAUUUUGUCGCUGAUUCAUUGCCCUUGUUAACCCAGAGGCUGACCCAUCAGGACAAGAAAUCGGUCGAAAGUACUUGUCUGUGUUUUGCUCGGCUGGUGGAUAACUUCCAACAUGAAGAAAACUUGUUGCAGCAGGUGGCAUCCCGUGAUUUGUUGACUAACAUACAGCAACUUCUGGUGGUGACUCCCCCAAUUCUCAGCUCUGGUAUGUUUAUCAUGGUGGUCCGGAUGUUCUCACUGAUGUGUUCGAACUGUCCUACUCUGGCUGUGCAGCUUAUGAAGCAAAAUAUUGCGGAAACUCUUCGUUUUUUACUUUGCGGAGCCUCAAGUGGGGGCUGCCAAGAACAAAUCGAUCUUGUACCAAGAAGUCCGCAAGAACUUUAUGAGCUUACUUCCCUGAUUUGUGAAUUAAUGCCAUGUCUACCCAAAGAAGGAAUUUUUGCUGUUGAUACCAUGUUAAAGAAGGGAAGUGCUCAAAAUACAGAUGGUGCAAUAUGGCAGUGGCGUGAUGACCGGGGUCUCUGGCAUCCGUACAACCGAAUCGAUAGUCGCAUAAUCGAGGCAGCCCAUCAAGUGGGUGAGGAUGAAAUAAGCUUGUCAACAUUGGGUCGAGUUUAUACUAUUGACUUUAACUCUAUGCAGCAGAUCAAUGAGGACACUGGAACAGCCCGUGCUAUUCAGAGAAAACCCAAUCCAUUGGCCAACACGAACAAUGGUGGUCACUCUGAAACGAGAAAGGAUGAUGCACGUGCUCAGCUAAUGAGGGAGGAUCCAGACCUGGCUAAAUGCUUUAUAAAGACAUUGUUUGGUGUGUUAUAUGAAGUGUAUAGUUCAUCAGCUGGACCUGCUGUCAGACACAAGUGCCUUAGAGCAAUUCUUAGAAUAAUUUAUUUUGCUGAUGCUGAACUUCUGAAGGAUGUUCUUAAAAAUCAUGCUGUUUCCAGCCACAUUGCUUCCAUGUUAUCAAGUCAAGAUUUCAAGAUCGUUGUUGGAGCGCUACAGAUGGCAGAAAUUUUAAUGCAGAAGUUACCAGAUAUAUUUAGUGUUUACUUUCGAAGAGAAGGUGUGAUGCAUCAGGUGAAAAAUUUAGCAGAGUCUGAGACUCUACUUACCAGCCCUCCUAAGGCAUGUAGUAGUGGAAUAGGAACGCUGGGCACUGCUGCUACAAUUAGCACAACCAACGUUGCAAGCAAUACAGUUGCAGAUCUUGGGUCUCCCAGUUUCCAAAGUAUGGAUGAUUCUUUGGACCUGAGUCCACAAGGACGAUUAAGUGAUGUCUUAAAGAGGAAAAGAUUGCCAAAACGCGUAACCAGGAGAACGAAGUAUUCACCUCCAAGAGAUGAUGAAAAAGUAGACAAUCAAGCAAAGAGUCCAACAGCCACCCAGUCACCUAAAUCAUCUUUUCUUGCAAGCUUAAAUCCUAAAACGUGGGGAAGGCUAAGCACACAGUCCAAUAGCAACAACGCAGAACCAGCACGCACUGCCGGAGUUAGCGGCAUUGCACGGGUCACCCCAAAAGACACCAUGUCCAACAACAGGGAGAAGAUAAAAGUGUGGAUAAAGGAGCAAGCCCAUAAGUUUGUUGAUCGUUACUUCACCUCAGAAAAUGUGGAUGCGAGCAAUCCAGCACUGAAUGUACUUCAGAGACUAUGCUCUGCCACUGAACAGCUCAGUUUGCAGGUGGAUGGUGGGAUUGAGUGCCUUUUGGAUAUCCGCUCAAUAGUCUCGGAGUCUGAUGUGUCCUCCUUCGAAAUCCAGCACAGUGGUUUUGUCAAACAGUUGCUAUUGUAUUUGACUUCAAGAAGUGAUAAAGAUCUUGUGAAUCGAAAUGUCAGGUUGAGAAGAUUCCUUCAUGUUUUCUAUGGUUGUCCAGUGAGUAACUUCUGGUUUCAAAAUAUGCAAUUUCUUUUGAUAGUCUACUAUUGA